AUGCACGAACCAAAUGAACUUCUUUCUACUAGUGCAUCUUCCAUCAAGUCAAACCCUGCUGUGCGGAUAACUUGGAUUGGACUCUUAGUGAAUAUAACUUUGGCCAUCUCCAAAGGUGUUGGUGGUGUUUACUUUCAUUCGCAAGCCUUAAUAGCCGAUGCCAUACAUUCAGUGAGCGAUAUGCUUGCUGAUUUCUUAACACUUGCUACGGUUAAUGUGGCAGCAAAAGUUGGAACACCAACAAAGUUCCCAUUUGGGUAUGGAAAACUUGAAACUGUAGGAUCAUUCACAGUCAGUGCAAUUCUUCUUUUUGCAGGUAUAUCAGUUGGCUGGUCUUCGUUGUUGCUGAUAUUCGAGUUUGUGCUUCCAACACAGUUGUACGAAAUUGCCGCUAGUAUUCAAAUUGGACACAGCCACAGUCAUGCAGGUUUGAGCGGAAACUCUGCAGGUACUGGUGUUCUGGGUCAUGCACAAAGUGAUGGACUUGGCCAUAGUCACAGUCACAGUCACAGUCACGGGCACACCCACAUCACACCCACAAACACUGAGUUGACAACUCAUCGAGAAAUUCCCAAUAUUAAUGCUGCAUGGUUGGCAGCAGGCUCCAUAAUCGUCAAAGAAAUUCUAUACAGAAAGACGAUGAAAAUAGCUGUCGAGACAAACUCAAAGGUUUUGGUGGCAAAUGCAUGGCAUCAUAGGGUUGACUCCUUAACUGCUGUGGUUGCUCUUUUAACAGUUGCGGGCGGUGUGCUAUUCAAUGUUGCAUGGUUGGACUCAGUCGGUGGUAUUGGGGUCUCUAUUCUCAUUAUCAAAGCUGGGUGGGACACAAUGAAAGAAGCAUGGUACGAAUUAAUUGAUCGCGGAGAGCAACCUGGUUCCGACUUGUACAACAAAGUCGAAAACAUUAUCCAACUUGAGUUGAAAAGCAACGAGGUUUUGAAUCAAUUUAAAUUAAAACAUUUAGCCGUAUUAUCUUCCGGUGCUAACACAAACAUAAAUUUCACGUUAUUGACGGAGAAUAAGAAUAUCGGCUUGUUAACAUUGAACAAGUACGAAAGAACAUUGACCCAAUUGAUCAAGGAAGAUGACAGAUUUGUGCGGAAUGUAUCGAUCAAGUUUGAAGUUGCUUCUGAAAGCGAAUUGGAUGAAUCGCUUGAGAAGCAAGAUGGUUAA
Molecule: messenger RNA, 1173 nt
Organism: Lodderomyces elongisporus
Lineage: Eukaryota; Fungi; Ascomycota; Pichiomycetes; Serinales; Debaryomycetaceae
Gene: MMT2
Exons: 1
Coding region: 1-1173 (390 amino acids)
Biological process (GO): transmembrane transport; monoatomic cation transport
Cellular component (GO): membrane
Molecular function (GO): monoatomic cation transmembrane transporter activity
Source: RefSeq, a predicted model, not a curated record